This is a messenger RNA of Trypanosoma conorhini, 3021 nucleotides long. RefSeq lists its product as uncharacterized. The transcript has a single exon. Bases 1 to 3021 code for a protein of 1006 amino acids. Lineage: Eukaryota; Euglenozoa; Kinetoplastea; Trypanosomatida; Trypanosomatidae. The record is from RefSeq and is a predicted model, not a curated record.
AUGGGUCGAAAGCGGGCGCAGCACAUCAUGGCGCGACUUGCUCGGCUCUUUCCCGAGCAGCACAGGACUUUGAUGCGUGAAGUGGAGCGAAUGGAACGUGAGGCGCGGCGAGGCGGCGACAACACGCGACUGCUGGAUCGCUGCAGGGCGCUUUUGCAAGAGUUCAGUUCGAGCCGGCCCCUGUUGUCGUAUGUGGCGCAGGGGUGCCCGUCGUGCCUGUCGGCGCUGUUGUCCCGGGCAGGCUGCUGCGAAGAAGUCGACGGGGCUAUCUUGCAGCUUGCGGCUGCCAUGGCGGUUUCCGGCACUCGUGCUGACACGCUGAUGGACAACAUCAGCAAGAAUUUUGCUCCGUUUGUGGCUCUUGUCUUCGUUCCUGACACGGCAUUGGCGAAGCUGGCGUGCACGCUGCUUGGUUGGGCAGUACAGUUGGCCACCGAGGGCGAAAAACUUGCGUCGCGGUUGCUUUGCGACGAUGACUUUUGGUGGUGGUUGGACGGCCUUUGGUUUAACGACGGAACGCAGGCGUCAUCUGGCCAUCUCGCGGCGUCGCUUGGGUUGCUGCGGGCGUGCUGCAGUGUGACGAGCACGGCGUCCGGCGCCGUUGUCUCACGGCUGAGACGCCUUUGCACCCGCGCGAGUGUGCGGGAGGAAGAGUCUGUGAGGAGUGGGGCAUUGCAGCUACUCGUUGUCUUGCGGCUCACGGCGGCGGAAUCCGACAGGGGCGUCCAGGACUGCCUCGCCAUGCUCACCAGCCCCCGCGCGACCGACGUGGACGGAGGCGGGGGCGCGGCGCAAACGCUCAGCGAGGCGUGGGCGACGGGCAGCGAUGAUAUUCCUGUUGCCGCGCUCAGCGCGGCACUUGGCUCGUUACAGAGAGAUCAGUUUGACAGUGCGGCCCGGGCGAGGGAUCUUCACGCCAUCGCCCGCCUGUUGUUUCUUCCGCACGCCCCACCGGGAAUGGCGGCCGCACUACUGGUGUUGCUACCAGGUGCUUUGAAGACCGUGGUCGUGGCGGCCAGCGGUGUGGACGAGAACGUCAGCGCAUGCGCUUGCACAAUCCUCGCCUCUGCCGUCAGUGGGCGGGAGUGGAAGGCGGCAGCUCCACGGCGGCAAUCUCAGCCGCAGGAGCGGAGCCAUUACAAGGGGUUUGACCCCUUGUACUACCAGAACUGUUUAGUGGAACAUUUCUUCCUUCUCGGUGGCGUCGUCCUCUUGGAAGAUUUGCUUACAGACUACAGCAACAGUGUCGUUGUGGGGGCACUGCGGUUACUUCAAUCGCUGCUCCAGUUCUCGGAUGAGGGGCGAAAUGUGAUAUUGGCAUCGAAAUGCAUCGAGGUGCUAUGCGGGGCCAUGGAUGACAUGAGCCAAGAUUCUAACCUUUCGCUCUUGAUGAAUAGCGACGAUGGAGAAACAGCGUUGCUGCUGGCACUCAACACGAUUACUCUGUUGGGUGGCGAGGCAAUGCGACUGCUGCCGGAAGAGGCACUUGCAUGCAUCGGCACCAUCGCCACGGAGGCAAGAACGAAUGCGAAGGUUUUGAAAGCCGCUAUUUGCGCCCUGACCUUGCUUGCGGAGGCGUACCCCUUGGCGGCCACGCUUGUCUUAGACUAUGAAUACAUGAACUCCGUUCUUGCCUUCGGCGAGGCUGUCGGUCCAAGCGAGCUGGAUGCUCUCUAUCUCAUCGGCUCACUCAACAUCAUGGCUGUCAUCGUUUCCAGACAGCCGUCGAGCGUCACGCUUGAAUGGAUUGAAAUCAUCGUGUUGGCCUCACGGCGAUUACAGGCGUGGGAAGGGACUGUCCCUGGCUACGCCUAUGCCUUCUGGAACACCCUCCUAGAGACCGUCGCUGCCUCCCAGGAUGGCUCUGCGUACUUGUUUGAGGAUGAAGACCUCCUCCGACUGUUGUGUGCGUCGUUGACGCGGUGCUGCCAGGCGUCUCUUGCGACGAGGUCUACAGGGGCUGUCAAGAGUGGUGUGACAGCUAAUGCGGGUGACGGGAGCACCCAUGGCGAGGCUCUCCAGCUGCUUCCGUUGCUGGUGCGGGUGACGCGGCACGUGCCGCAAAUAGAGCCACGGUCAUUCGCAGUGCAGAACUGUGAUGUUGUCGAGGGCGUCGCGUUUCUUAUUGACGCCUCCCAAGAUGGCGUUUCACCUGAUCUGCUCGUUGAUACGGCGCUGACGCUCGCGUCAGAUGAGGAGCUUUGCGACGCUGCCCUUGACAUCAUCUCGCAGGCCGGGCCGUCUGUCGUUCCCGUUUUGCUGGACCGCAUGCAGUUCUUCUUUGCGAGCUCCUCCACAUCUGCACCUGCGACAGAAAAAGUGAAUACUGUGGAAGGCUUCCGUGACGCCCUGGUUGUCUUGAGCGGCAUCCUGGCGCGCAGCGAGGCCUGCCACACCCGUGCCACCCUUGGGGCAGUGGCGGGCCUUGUCACGGCGGCACUCCGGUUACUCAGUGCGUCCGCGCUGCCUUUUUCACUGUAUGCUUGCCUCCUGUCCUUGUUGUGCAAGCUGUUGCGUCUGGAGGAUGUAGGCGUGACGGAGAUUGCGUGCCAGUUGUGUGUUACGGACCGCCUCGUGGAGUUAUUGUCGCUUCUUCUGCGUCUCUCACGGGGGCAUGAAGAGGGGGAAAAAUUGUGCGGUAUGGUUUACGAAUUGGUGCAGCGGUUGUAUGAGGCACAGGCAGUGUCGUCGUCGUCCAUUCUUUUGCAGGACAAGGUGUUUCUUUCCUUUGCGAAGGAGCACAUCCCCCACGACUCCGAGCAUCCAUCUUGUCGCUCGCUCUUUAUGAGGCUCUCGGCGGCGCCGGGUUUUCAGCGUCAAAUGUUCGAGCUGCACGAAGAGUUGUUUCGUGCAGUCCUGACCGACGCCUCUGCAGACGCUGGGGGUGAGAGUAGGGAGUUGCCGUGUGCUGCGGCUUCGCGGUGUGAUGCGGGGGCCGAGGGGGAGAAGUUAGGGGAGGCGGGGGAGAGCAGCGGAGUUGCUGAGGGGCCCCGCCGAUGUUCAAGCCCGCAGAGCAUGUAG